Molecule: messenger RNA, 1334 nt
Organism: Mycetomoellerius zeteki
Lineage: Eukaryota; Metazoa; Arthropoda; Insecta; Hymenoptera; Formicidae
Product: RNA-binding protein 25
Exons: 13
Coding region: 1-1290 (429 amino acids)
Source: RefSeq, a predicted model, not a curated record
AUGGUUUACAUGUCCUCGGAGCUCCAAUUAGCUCUGUUCAAGUCACGUGGCGCACUUGGCGUUUCACUUUUAUUUGGAAAGAAAAGAAGUGUUUCUUCGCGAAUUAUCCGCUCUUUGUGCACUGCAAUAACAAUGGAUUCUCGCAAAAAGUGGCGAUUCACAUUAGAAGAGCAAGAAAGAUUAAGGCUGAAAAGGAAGGAAUGGCGUAUCCAACAAAAGAAAUUGAUAAAGCAUGAAAUACUAAAGUCAAGAAAGAUUGAAGAGUUCGAAAGGAAAAGGAAAUUAGAAUUAAUGAAAAAUUCUGACAAGCAAGAGUCUUUACAGCAAAGCAAGAGCAGUAAUCCACAACGAAGAGAAACUAGUUCUCCUGACUAUAAGCAUUCUAAUGAACGGAAAACAUCAGUGAUAUUUAAUGGCCCAGAAGGUAUAAUUGAUAAGAAAGAACUACAUAAAAUUAAGAUACGUAUUAAAACAUACAAUCUUCCAACAAAUUAUCAGAUUACAUCAAAUAACAUCGAAUGGGAUAUUAUAAAUCCAAAUGAUGUAAUACUUCCACGAAGAAAAAAUGAAGGUCCAAUAUCCAAACGUAUUAAAAUAGAAAAAUCUGAAGAAAUACGGAAAAUCACUUUUUCACAAAAUGAACAAUUAGAAAAGGAAUUGUCAACAAGUAGGAAGAAUGCUUCCACAAGCAGAAAUCUUCAUGAUGAUAUAAUCCACCAUUAUUGGUAUUCCCCUUCUCGGCUCUUGUACAAGUCAACUAUGUGUCGAAAUGAUCGAAUAGAUGAUAAUAAAAGGUACAAUCGCGACAGAAGGCGAUAUAGUUCAACGAGAGAAAGUGAAGAGGAAGAUAGAGAUAGAAAUAAAAGAAGAAAUAGAAAUUCAAUACGUUAUAGUAGUCAUAGUGCAUCUUUUACUAGGGAUCGUUCGAGAUCUCGUUACAGAAAUAGAAGUCGUUCACCGACCAGUGAACGAGGUAGAGAAAGGAAGAAAGACAAUAACGAAAUAAGUAAAUUUUUAUCUAGAAAUUAUUCUGAUCAAUCAUGCAGUUUAGAUAACUGUGCAUUUUCAAAGUCACACUCUUCCUUGGAUAGCUUCUAUAGCUCUUACGUACGUUUACCUAGACCUAUGCUGAUGCCGAUGCCUCGAGUACAGGCACCACCCAUGCUUAUGACUGUUUUUCCAGGAUCAGUACUCCCUACACCAUUUCCACCGAUGAAUAUAUAUCGAUGGCAGCAACCUUGUCUUAGAUUUGUCAAUGGCAGAGGAAUUGGAAUCCACAAUAAUCGAUGAAUACAAUGCCCAAAAACGCUUUUAAUAACAUUUUUAAUAAUAGA